This is a messenger RNA of Oikopleura dioica, 579 nucleotides long. NCBI's taxonomy places the organism in Eukaryota, Metazoa, Chordata, Appendicularia, Copelata, Oikopleuridae. The record is from the annotation of a GenBank genome assembly.
AUGAAGCAAGCAUACUGCCAGAGAGACAUUUUUCACGCUCCAACGGAUGGAGAGAUUAUUUGCAGAGGAGUUGUCCAGCAAGAUGUGCCAGUAGGAACGAAGUGUUCGAUCACCUGCAAUGCUGCGAUUGCCGAUCCGAGGGAGAUUGCUUGCUUGCCAAGUGGUUGGGAUGCGGAUAUUGCAAGAUGCGAUGCUACCUCCGGAGGUCUAAGUCCCGGAACACAGGUCGCCCUCAUUUGCGUCGGCCUCAUUCUUCUUUGUGUUGCGACUUUCCUCUAUCAACGAUUCCGAAAGCAGAAAAUAGAAGAAAAUACCGCGAAGAACCAAACGAUGGGCCACACAAACGCGUCAUUUGAUCCAGACCGAACUUAUGGAAUGGGCCGCGAAGGGUUCGACAAUUUGCAAGCUGUCAAUGCUGGAGAAAUAAGCCCUCUUCCGCAGCCAAAGAAUCGACCUGGAAAAGGCUAUCAUCCAGCUGGACAGGGAAUUCAUGAUUUCAUGGGGACAUGUACAAUCGGUACUGUUUCUCAAAACCCGAAGCUCGGAAAGUGGACUGAAGACCCAAAGAACCUUGCAUAA